GCAGCACUUGUAGCUCCACCCACUUUAUCAACAAACAAGAUGGCGUUGAACAAGUUGCACGUUUUGAGUGGAAUCAGUACUCGCAGGGCUCUCCCUCUGUUAUCUGCUCGCUGGUACAGCGAUGAGGGAGCCAUUAGAGAUGCUGGAGGUGCAUUUAGCAAGAAAGAGAAAGCAAUAGAAGAUCAAUACUUCAGACGCUUAGAACAAGAGCAGCUGCAAAAGCUGAAGGACCAUGCAAACGAACAUCACAAAGAAGAAAUUGAUGCACACACCCAGUCCAUCAAAGAGCUAGAGGAGCAGAUCAAGAGGCACAAGGAGAAGAUUGAGCGACACAAGAAGAAGAUGGAGGAUCAUUAAUAGCCAUUAGAGCAUAACCUGUGACCAUAAUAAUAAUCAUUAAUUAUUAAUUAUUAUUGUUGUUAGUUAUUAAUAAUAGUUCAGUAGUUGUGUCAAUUGUUAAA
Molecule: messenger RNA, 461 nt
Organism: Amphimedon queenslandica
Lineage: Eukaryota; Metazoa; Porifera; Demospongiae; Haplosclerida; Niphatidae
Product: ATPase inhibitor, mitochondrial-like
Exons: 5
Coding region: 40-357 (105 amino acids)
Biological process (GO): negative regulation of ATP-dependent activity
Cellular component (GO): mitochondrion
Molecular function (GO): ATPase inhibitor activity
Source: RefSeq, a predicted model, not a curated record